AUGGGCAUGUCUGGUGAAUUGAGCAGUCCAGGAUUUGGAACAUCCUCCAAUUACAGUAAUGGUUUGGAGUGUCUUUGGUUACUUAGAGCUCCUGAAUCUUAUGUUGUUGAAAUAAAAUUUACCACAAUGGAUUUGGAAUAUCACAUUGAAUGUUCACUUGAUAUGUUGGAAGUUAUUUCUGGUGAACGUCAAUCUUCUGCAGUCAUUCACAAAUAUUGCAAUUCUGAAAGUAUGGGAGAAGAUCAGAAACUACCAGAACGUUUUCGAACUAUUCGUUCUGCCGGCCGUUCUUUAACACUUCGUUUUCACACUGACAGUACGAUAACCGCUCGUGGUUUUUCUCUUCAAUAUACAUUUUCCUUACCAAAUCCAAAACAAUGUGGUUUCAAUCUCCACUCACUUGUUGGCGGAUUUAUUCAAUCCCCUGGUUACCCAUUAAAUGAUUAUUUAAACAAUACAAAUUGUUUGUGGGAUUUACAAGUCCCUACUGGCUAUCAUAUAUUAAUUACUUUUGAAUAUUUUGAUAUUGCCCAAUCAAUUGAUUGCAAAAAUGAUUUUUUAAAAAUCUCAGAAGAGCACCAAUCACGUGCUAUAGUUCCUCUACGUUCUUAUUAUUUUUAUUUUGAUCAUGAAUCGCCUGGCCAAAAACUUUGUGGAAAUAAAUUACCUUCACCUAUUCGAACAGAAAGCAACAGAGUUAAAAUUAAUUUUACAACAGAUUCUCGUAAAACAGCAAAAGGAUUUAAAUUACGUUGGGAAGCGGUUUGUGGAGGUGCUGUAUUUCGUAAUAAUCAUGGUGUAAUAACCUCUCCAAAUUACCCAAUUAAUUAUCCAAAUAAAGCAACACAAUGUGAUUACCUUAUUGACCCAGAAGUCCAGCCAGGCAUUACACAAAUUGUUACUUUAAAAGUUUUGGAUUUUGACUUGGAUAAUACAAAUUUUGUUGAAUUUAAUAAAAAUAAUAAUCAACGACGGUUAUGUUCUUCUGAUUAUUUGGAGAUUAAAGAUGUUGAACAGAAUGGGCCAAUUGGUGUCCGUUUUGUAACAAUUCGUUCUACAUAUUCAUCAGAUUCUUCCAAAUGGAAAAAUCGUCGCGGUUUCAAAUUAUCUUAUGCAUUAGCAGAUUGUGGGGGUGAUGUAAAUUUAGUGACAGACCAACAAUCAUUUCGAUCACAGUCAGUUUAUAUCACUUCCCCAGCUUUUCCUCUCCCCUACCAUCAUUCUCUCGAUUGUGUUUGGAAUAUAACUGCUUCUUCUGAUUAUAUAAUCUCUUAUAAAUUUACCGAUUUAAAUAUAGAAAUGGGGGUGCAGGGCGAUUGUCCUUUUGAUUCUGUUGAAGUUUUUGAUGGAAAAGAAUUUAAUAAUCAGAGCAGAAAAGUAAAUGAAAUUAUGAUUUUUAAUGAAAAAUACACAAAUUCUAAUUUAUUUUUAAAGUUAAUUAUUUGCGGAGAUAAGGCACCCGACGGUGAAAUGAAAAGUAGUGGCUCCGGAUUACUUGUUCGGUUUAGAAGUGACCACAGUACAAGUUUUGAUGGGUUUAGAAUGGUAUUAACAGCAACAUUGGGGCCUUCCAAAGGUUGUGGGGGUUCUCUUAAAGCUUUGGAAAAUGAAUGGAAGAAAUUAAAUGUUCCAAUAGAUCCUCAAACUGAAAAUUAUUACCCAAAUCUUCGUUGUGAAUGGAAUAUUGAAGCUGAACGUGGAAAUCUUAUAGAAAUUCGUUUAAUUGAAUUAAAAUUAGAACAAAAACCUCCACAAGAACAACAACAAAAUUCUGUUAAUUCAACUUUAGCUAAUUAUGUUGGACUUUCAUUUUUGGAAGUUACCCCUUGUUUUGAUUAUAUAGCUAUUUAUGAUGGACCUAAAGCAACUUCCCCUCUAUUACUUCCUCCAAGUUGUAGUUUACCUUUAACUGACAAUAAUGAAUUAAAUCCAAAUUUUAUUUCAUCCCAUCGCCAAAUUGACGUAUUUUUCUCUUCUGAUUCUAGUACAGAAUUAGCUGGAACUGGAUUUCAAGCUGAGUUUAGAGCAAUUAAAUCUGACUGUGGAGGAGCUUUUUUGGCUGGCCAAGAUUGUUGUCGUUGGUUUCUCUAUACAGAAAAACAACAACCUUUGGAAGUUAUUUUUGAACAAUUUUCUUUUCCAUCAACUAGCGGUAAUUGUUUGGAUGAAUUUUUGGAACUUCGGGAUGUUGGGGCUUUAAGUGAAUGUCAACAUCCUGCUUGUGCUACAGAACCAUUACAAGGAAAAAAGGAAAGAACUAUACGUACAUGUGGAAAUAAUGCACCUCAAUGGUACAUUUCAAGUACUUCAGUUAUACAAUUAACUGCUUCUGUUCUUCUCCAAAGCCAAUUCUCUGCUAGUUUUCGUAUUCGUUUUCGAACUCUUUCUGCUUGCAAUCGAAGUAUUGAAAUUGAUGGAAAUGGUUACAGAAUUUUACAAUUUGUUAAAAAUUAA
Molecule: messenger RNA, 2454 nt
Organism: Meloidogyne enterolobii
Lineage: Eukaryota; Metazoa; Nematoda; Chromadorea; Rhabditida; Meloidogynidae
Source: the annotation of a GenBank genome assembly